Gallus gallus (chicken) is the source of this 4799-nucleotide messenger RNA. It is a transcript of the gene HAUS6, whose product is annotated as HAUS augmin like complex subunit 6. Gene Ontology annotation, cellular component: mitotic spindle microtubule; HAUS complex. Gene Ontology annotation, biological process: spindle assembly. The transcript is spliced from 17 exons. Bases 135 to 2933 code for a protein of 932 amino acids. The record is from RefSeq and is marked provisional. Gene Ontology annotation, molecular function: microtubule binding. Lineage: Eukaryota; Metazoa; Chordata; Aves; Galliformes; Phasianidae.
GACUCCGCGGCGCGGCGAGUUCGGGCGGGAAGCGGGAAAUGGCGGCGCGGAGGCCGUUGGGCUAGGCGUCCGCGACCCGGCGUCCGUUCUGCGUGUUCCUUAACCGAAAGGUGUUCCGACGGCUUCCAGACACCAUGGACGUGGGGUGGGACUGGGAGAAGGAACAUCUCUGGCUCUACCUGCUGGCGCUGGGCUUCGAUCCGAAGGCUGCCGAGAUGUCUGCGGGCACCAAACUGCUGCUGGGAGCGAAUGCAUUUGACAUGCCAAACUACAGCGCUUUCCACGUUGUUGCCCAGUUCUUGUUCACUAAGCUGGACAAGAAACGGGCAGAAGACACUUUCAGAAACUGUUUGCUUCCAGAUGUAAAACCUGCAGAUCCUGAAUUCAGGAAACUGUGCAGCUCAUGGCUAAAACAAAUUUCAAGUGAAGAGGGAAGUGGUGUUCCUCAAGUUGGAUCUUCUUUGUUUCUUUCUCCUGCUGGUGGUAAAUUUAUUCAUCUUAUGUAUCGGUUUGCAAGACAUGUAGUAGUUGAGGAUCUGAGAAAGAGCUCUGCAGAGAGCAAUAAACCUUUUGUUGAAACUAUACGCUGCAGUCCUGAGGAUACGUGUGAGGCAAAUGAAAGAUGCAGAGCGGCAUGUAAUGAACUUCUGCAGAUUUUGAUGAGGAAGGAUUAUAUCAUCCAAAAAUAUGAGAAAACAUCUCAGUGUUUAAUUAAAGAAAUAGAACAGAUGAAAUCUGAGUGUGCGCACCUCCAGCAACAAUUGCAGAAGAUGGAACCAAAGAAACAAAACAAAAAAGACAGAGCUGAGAAAAUUCAAAAGGUUCGCAGCAUGUGGGCAUUGAUAAUUGAAACUUUUAUGUCUCUGAAAAAGGAAAUGGAAAUUGUAGAUUCUGUUCUUGAGGGUCGUGUUGAUCAGUACGUUUUUGAUGGAACUAACGUUGAUGUCAACGUCCCUCAUCUAUUGGUUGACAAAGUCGAAAGUGGAACGCAAGAAGUGUGUACGGGAAAUUUAUAUGAAGAUGAAAAGCUGAAUUUUUUAACAGUCAUUCAACUAUUAAAUGAAGCCCUAAGAAUUUUAAGAGAUGAAUGCUCUCAGUUUGACUCGGAAAACUACUUACAGCCCAUUGUGAAUAUGACUAAAUUACAAAAUAAAAUGCUAUUGUAUUUGGAAGCAGUGAGACUAAGAAUAGAAAAGCAGAACUUUAUUUUGAAAGAAUCAAAUUCUAGAAGACAGAAAGAGUGGAUAAAGAAGUGGGAAAGCUGUCCUGGCUGGUCUUCACUCUACAGUCAGAAUUUAGAUCUGGCUGUGUUGCAAGCUGUAUCAGAAGCAGAAAAAGAAUGUGAAGAUGAUGUAUUUUGUCAAAAUACAGGAUCAGAUUCAGAUAUUCCAGACCUUUGGGACCUAAGUUACGAGGACAGUGAUGGGACACUGAAAAGUAGCAUGAUUGAUUCACUGUUAACACCAACUAGACGGGUCUCUUCAAAAUCUUCAGAGUUGUCAGAAGCAUCUGAGAACAAAGACCUGUUAACUGAAAAGGACUUGCAUACUGAGCCAGACAGUGGGAAAGAAAAGUCAGUGCCUCCAGAGAUCUCAAAGGAUGAAGAAGAUGAGCUUACAUUAUUGGAAUCACAGGAAAACUCAGAAGGUCCUGUUACCCAGGCAGAUGCUUCUGUCAAAAAGGAAGAUGUUCUUGAGAAAGCUAGAGAAGAAUUGGCAGAACAGAUCGCAAAAAUGGUGACAUCUGAGUCACCUCAGAGUGGUGGAGAAAGAGGAAUAGCAUUAGAUGAUCUCAUCAGCUCACUGGAUUUCAACCCAUUUUUGACAAGGAAACAAAUUCCCCGAACUCCAGAAAAUCUGCUUACUGAAAUUAGAAACUCAUGGAGAAAAGCUAUUCAGUCUGAAGACUUGUCAGAUGCAGAGCUGGUCUCAACCAAAGAAAUAAUAGACGCUCCAGUGGAUGCUAGUUGUACAAUCCAGGAUAAGGCAGCCAUUAGUUUAGAUGGGGCUUCCUCUUCAUCUGCUGUACCUGACUUCAGUUAUCCAUUGUCAGAACAAAAGUCCCAAGGAAGUUGUGCAGAAUUUACAGCUCAGAAGCAGAGGAUGAUAAAUCAAAUCAGUGAAUCUCUGCUUUGUGAAGAAAUACCUGGAAUGCCAGAGGAUGAGAGCAGUGAAGAAGAAGAAUUAGAGGACACUGUUUAUGGAGGAAGUUUUACAGGAAAAACAGAAGAACAAUCAUGCAUAUAUGUAGAGAAGAGCUUGAGUACUCCUUGUGUUUCUUCAGAAGACAGUAGUAAAAUGAAUACUCUACCCUCAAACCACCUUUUGGAUUUAAUGGAUAAAGAUCUGCAGUGCAGUGCGUCUCCAGUGUUAAGUUCUGAUAGUUGUGAAGUUCAUGAUUUUGGGAUGCUGCAUGAGACUACUUCAGAAGAGCUUAAUAGCAGAAGUCCUAACGAAUUUGUGAAGUCUGAAUCUGUUUUUGAUUUUUUAGACAGCAUAUUUAUACCAGAUAAUACAAUAAAUAAAGGGAAUACUCAAAAUUUAAGGCCAGAUCUACAUUUUCUGCUCAGCAGAUAUGAAAUGCUGAAAAAAAGUAUGUCUGGAAAAGAACAGGAACUGCAUGAGAUACCUAUUGGAGAAGAAUCUUUAAGUUAUUUCUCAGACCUAAGUCUUACUCCAGAAGAAGGAGAAAGAGAUGAUUUGCGCUUAUCUCUAGAACGCUUCAACUUGGAUGAAGAGUUUACUGAGAUAAUAUCACCAGUAUCUCUUCCUGACAAAAAUCCUUCCCUGUCAUCUUUGCUGACCUUCUCUAAACAACUAGAAGAAGCAGCAUCACAUAUCCAUGAAAUCCCAUUAGACCUGAUAAAUAAAUUGAAGGAUAAAGAGGAGUUGAAUGAGACGCUGAGCACAAAGGAACCACCAUCAUCAUUAUAGAACUUGUAAAGCGUAUGAACAAUGCUAGUAUUAAAAUUGUGGUGCACUUGAGUGCUUCAUAACUUCUCCAAGCACUGUCCAGAUGAGAGCUUGCACUCCUAUUUCUUGCCUAGCCUGUGUGUCAGACUUCUUGUCAGUGUCAGUUGCUUGCUUUGGUUCCUUGUAUUUCAAGUCACCCAUAGUAGUUUUCUGCGAAAAACUCAAAACUUAUGUACCAAAUGAUAUAUUCCUUUGUAAACACAGCUCUGAAAAUAGCAGAUGUUAAAGAAUAAUGUUUUUCCGUUUUCUAAAAUUACAUAAAGACUCAAAGGAAAAAUAGCAAAAUCUUUGGUGUCUCUAUCCUGCCCCUUUAAAAUAGUAAAUUAUUUGGUGCUCUGCUUAUACUGGAUUCUGUCCUCUUGAAAUGUAUGGUCAAGCAUUACCAUCAAUUUUCGAUGUUGAUAAAAACCCUUUUCUUUAAUAAAUUUCUUCCACUGAAAUGGAAUUUCUAGUACAAUUCCGUCAGGCUUUGUACUAAAAUUUCAAAUUGAAGUUUCAAACUAUGAUUUCUGGUAGACUUUAUGCUAUUUUAUUUUCAAAUAGUAGAUAUUCCCUAGUAGACUUAUAUAAAUGUGUACACUAUGUGUAAUGUAUACAUUUAUGUUUAUGACACUGCAGUGUAACUGACAAUAGCAUUAUGAUCGUCCAUUUCCAUGUUGAUCUAGUUGUGGUUUAACAGCUUGAGACUAUAGCUAUCAACUGUUUGAAAUAGGCACAGCUGUGUUCCUUGCAGACCUGAGGUCUAGAGCUUGGUGGUGGUGACUUCACAAAGGCUCCCUAGGAAACUGACCCAAGUACUUGUGCCCUGGUCAGAAAAUGCUUGAAAGCAGGAACCACAGAGCUCUGGUCAGGAUGCUGGCAAAGGAGCUUGGUAAUGCAAGCCAGGGAAGGAGCUGAUCAGUUCAGAUGCGCUCUGACAAUAUGAUCUGCUUCUCGAAGUUCCCAGAUUUUUCUUGACGUAGUUGUCUCAAGGGAUUGCUGCUGAAGAGGUUUUCUGCUCUAGAGCAUCUGCUGGGAAAGACCUUUUUCUUACCAAACAUGCGUCCAGUGUCCCCUGUGCCUUUGCACUCAGUGCCGUCCCUGAAGACAUGCGUUUGUCAACUGUGCUCCUGUGGGUAUGUAAAAGAGUAUGGGGGAAGGAACUUGGAACGGAAGUUCCUGGCUAACAAGAUGCACUACUCAUCAGUGCUACAGAUGUUAUUCACUGCUCUUAAGUUACAAAUGGAAAAUUAUGAAUCCUUUUUUUCCAUAUAGGGUGUAUUGAAUGAUGUGGUUCUUGUUUUCCUUUUUCCUUUUUUGUAGAAGUAUACAAAUGGCAAGGAGACUUCCCAUUUUUCUUUUUUUUUUUUUUACAUGGAUUGCCUCUCUAAAGAGGAAGCAUUUAACUUUUUGGCCACAAAUCUGCUUUCAAAUACAUCUUUCAAAUACAUGUUACUAACUUUGAGUGCUUUUAAAUUAGUGAAAGUGAUGCUUCCUCUGUAAAUGUGCAAAUUAUGGAAAAGGUGAGGACUUAGCAAAUAGAUGAGACUACUGAAAACAGCAGGAUUUGUUAGUGCUUUUGUCUUGUGAAUGUAUGCAAGCUCUUGAAUGCAAUAAUUAGCUUUAGGCCCUCUGAUGUAAGACCCAUUUUCUCAUGUUUGCAAGUUUAAAAAAAAAAAAAAAAAAAGGUAAAGCGGGGAAAAAAUUGACUCAUAAGUUCGUUGUAAAGUUGUAAAGUCAUAAAGAGAAAAGGUAUAAGAUGCUGAUGGAGAGUUCAUGUCAGAUUGGAAUGUAUUACUCACGAUGGAUAACAAAUGAAUAAUAAAUACAUGUACCCCAGAAAGAAAA